Messenger RNA from Penicillium coprophilum, 708 nucleotides. RefSeq lists its product as uncharacterized. The transcript is spliced from 2 exons. NCBI's taxonomy places the organism in Eukaryota, Fungi, Ascomycota, Eurotiomycetes, Eurotiales, Aspergillaceae. Bases 1 to 708 code for a protein of 235 amino acids. The record is from RefSeq and is a predicted model, not a curated record.
AUGUCUGGAACCACAUACUCCCAUGCGCGAAUGGACCGUGGUAUCACACCCAAAAGCUCUGCCCCACGAUAUGCCUUGAAAGCACCAGAGCGACAAGUCGCCUUUCGGCAAGAACAUAUCGCGACGGAGAAAACAACGCUAUUAUUCAAGCCUCAUGGCAAUAGCGAGUCAGAUCGUGAAUAUAAGAUCUUAGAUCAAGAGGGCUAUUUAGCAUUCACAGCGACUGGUCGAAAAUACAAUGAUCGCUCGUGUCGUGAACUCCGCGACUCGUCCGGGUUACCGUUGUUCGAUAUCCACACCAAACCCUUGUCAAGUGCUCUAGGUUGGGUUGUUACCUUGCCCGGGAGCAAAAUCAGCAAGGUGACAAUAGCGAAAGCGACACCUAAGUGGACUUGGAAUAGCAUCAACUUGGUCUUCUCGUUUCGAAAUGGCGCGGCCGAGGAUAGAAAACGCGAGACGGACAAGGAGCUCACGCUGAUGGUAAAAAAGCACGGGAAGGCACUAGCCUUUUUUGAUAUUGUGGAUGUGGACAGGAGGAUUGCUGAAUUGCGCGAGAGUAUCACCCACAACGAAAGAUUGGCUUUGAGAAGAACGAAGCGCGGAGGCCAUCGCCCUGCUUUGGAUCUCAUUGUGAGUCCUGGUGUGGAUAUUUCGCUGGUGACGGUAAUUGCAGUCAUUGUGUCUGACUGGUUUUUUGGAUCGAGUUAA